UUUUCCUACUGAAAUUUCAAAACAAGAAAAAUCUAGAAUUCUCACUGUUAACCCAACCCAAGCAUUGAUCUUUCAGAAUUGCAUUUUCUGAAGAAAUAGUGUUAGAUUACCGAAAACCUUUCACCAUUCUUCAAUCUUAAAUCAAUAACUCCUCAAAACUGUACGCUCAUUCCAAUCAAAGAACUGGAAUCGAUCGUCAUUGCCAUGAUACGCCAAUUUCUCUGAUUUCCGUUCCAAUUUUAGAGAGAUUUAAACAAUCGGAAAUGGCGACGAGUAUUGGCGACGACAUGAUAAUAUCACCGACUAGCGGCGGCGAUAUAAGUGUUCAUCCUGGUAAAGAGCAACAAGCUGCCGGAGUUGGAAUUCUUCUGCAAAUUAUGAUGCUUGUUCUUUCCUUUAUCCUUGGUCAUGUUCUUCGUCGCCAUAAAUUUUAUUAUCUCCCUGAAGCUAGCGCUUCUCUUCUCAUCGGAUUAAUUGUAGGUGGACUUGCUAACAUUUCUAAUACUGAAAUCAGCAUCAGGGGAUGGUUUAAUUUCCACGAGGAAUUCUUUUUCCUGUUUUUGCUACCUCCUAUUAUAUUUCAGUCAGGGUUCAGUUUAGCACCUAAACCAUUCUUUUCGAACUUUGGGGCAAUUGUCACAUUUGCUAUUCUAGGAACAUUUAUAUCUUCAAUUGUUACUGGUUGUCUUGUUUACCUUGGCGGUCUCUUAUACCUCAUGUACCCGCUCCCUUUAGUUGAAUGUUUAAUGUUUGGUGCUCUAAUAUCAGCAACGGAUCCCGUCACUGUUUUAUCAAUUUUCCAGGAACUUGGUACAGAUACAAACCUUUAUGCUUUGGUGUUUGGAGAAUCUGUCUUAAACGAUGCUAUGGCAAUAUCCCUGUACAGGACAAUGUCCUUGGUGAAUAGUCAUGCUUCAUCUGGAACAAAUUUCUUCAUGUUAGUUGUCAGAUUUCUUGAGACAUUUGCUGGAUCAAUGUCUGCUGGUGUGGGAGUUGGAUUCAUUUCUGCAUUGCUCUUCAAGUAUGCUGGUUUGGACAUCGACAAUCUUCAGAACUUAGAGUGCUGCCUUUUUGUCCUUUUUCCAUAUUUCUCUUAUAUGCUUGCUGAAGGUCUUGGACUCUCUGGAAUUGUGUCGAUAUUGUUCACCGGCAUAGUCAUGAAGCACUACUCCUACUCAAAUUUGUCUGAAAAUUCUCAGCGAUUUGUUUCUGCAUUUUUCCAUCUUAUAUCAUCACUAGCUGAAACAUUUGUAUUCAUAUACAUGGGGUUUGAUAUUGCAAUGGAACAACAUAGCUGGUCCCAUGUUGGAUUUAUCUUUUUCUCAAUUAUAUUCAUUGUAGUUGCAAGGGCAGCAAAUGUCUUUUCUUGUGGAUAUUUGCUCAAUUUGGUUCGACCUGCACGUCGUCAAAUACCUUUAAAACAUCAGAAAGCUCUCUGGUACAGUGGACUUCGAGGGGCUAUGGCUUUUGCUCUGGCUUUGCAAUCAAUUCAUGAUCUCCCAGAAGGGCAUGGGCAGACAAUAUUUACUGCAACCACAGCCAUAGUUGUAUUGACGGUGUUGUUAAUUGGAGGCUCAACUGGUACUAUGCUGGAAGCUUUGCAAGUUAUUGGAGAUAGUCAUGAUGGAGCCUCGGACGAUAGUUUUGAGGGGAACAAUGGCUACAUUGCUCCCUCUUAUAACGAGGAUGGUGAGUCAGGAAACAGGUUCAAGAUGAAAUUAAAAGAAUUCCGCAGGAGUGCUCCCUCUUUCACAGCAUUAGAUAGGAAUUACUUAACUCCUUUCUUCACUAGUCAAAAUGGAGAUGAAGCAGAUCAUGAUGAUGAGCCUAUGCCGAGUACUAGAAGAGCGGGUUACCAUGGAUAUCACUGAUUUCCUGCGAUAGAUGCUGAAUUAACAUUGUAGAUAAUUUACAGAUGACCGACGAGAAGGUUUUGGAGGUGCACAUACUUUUGCAACUCGAAGACCUUUCUGGGUACUGACAAAUACUACACAUUUUUAGAUGUCAUAGUAGACAAAUAUAUCGGCAGUGAUACAUAAGAAUAUAUAAUGAAUAUGCUGAUUUAUUUUGUAAUUUGGCCUGAUAACUAAACAUCACAGUAAUGUAAAUGAUAUUGUCCUAAUCUUUUAAAGAAAAAUUAUUACACACAACCGUUGCGCCAUGUCAUUCGUGCAACAAGCCAAUGAUGCGUUAGCCAUAUGCAAAAAAUGAUAAUAAAAAAAUUAAAUGAUAAUUAAAAGAUUCCCUAUCGCAAAUGCUCAUUGGCUUGUUGUAAAUAUGACAUGGCACAACCAAUGCAUGGGAUAAACACUUUUAAAUCCGUCACUAUUAGCGCUUGUUCAUUUGUUUACAAACUCCUCGGCCAACUCUAUCAGAUUGUUUAUGAGUGGCUAUUAAAUGCUUCUUAAUUCUAUAUAUGGAUUCUUUCGAGCUAUUAAUUAUCAAUUUAGUAUAAACA
This is a messenger RNA of Mercurialis annua (annual mercury), 2458 nucleotides long. Its product is annotated as sodium/hydrogen exchanger 6. The transcript has 22 exons. Lineage: Eukaryota; Viridiplantae; Streptophyta; Magnoliopsida; Malpighiales; Euphorbiaceae. The record is from RefSeq and is a predicted model, not a curated record. Bases 264 to 1871 code for a protein of 535 amino acids. Gene Ontology annotation, cellular component: endosome; membrane. Gene Ontology annotation, biological process: regulation of pH; sodium ion transport; proton transmembrane transport. Gene Ontology annotation, molecular function: sodium:proton antiporter activity.